Messenger RNA from Ilyonectria robusta, 2305 nucleotides. Its product is annotated as beta-lactamase/transpeptidase-like protein. Bases 471 to 2294 code for a protein of 607 amino acids. The record is from RefSeq and is a predicted model, not a curated record. NCBI's taxonomy places the organism in Eukaryota, Fungi, Ascomycota, Sordariomycetes, Hypocreales, Nectriaceae. The transcript has 3 exons.
CGGCGAUUCCCCACCGCCGUGAGCUCGCACUCCCGGGUCCGAGAUUGGGUCUGCGCGUUCAAACCGACGAUGGAAUGCCGGCUGAUGGAAUACGUCCGCCGCGAGUGCCUCGCAAGGCCUACACGGACUCUUCAAAUUGCGGAGGGAGGCUUAGGGGCACAAGCUCGUGCUGUUGUUCACUAUGGAGAUGGAGAUCGCCUCGUUUGAUCUAACUAGUCUGCUCGGCGAGAGUUUAGACUUGCGUUCUAGCUUCAUGGGGCCUUACGAUGGUGUUCUUGCAGUUAAACUUGUUGAUCCGUUGAGAACCUGAGUCUAUAUAAUAUGAAGAGCUUGUCCUGGUUGGCGUGAACCAUCCAGCAUCCAGCCAUCCAACAUCCUCAACAACUCUCACAAGCAAUUCAUUUCCUCAUUCUCAUUGCCACUGCCCUCUUUUCUUGAUUCUCCGCCUUUCUGUUUUAGCUUCCACCAUAAUGCCGUCCCUGUCCAAGCUGGCCGUCUUGGCCGUCGGUGCCUUUGCCCUCGCCGAUGCAAAGGCGUGUCCCCCCAUGGGAGCCGUCUUCCCAGCCCCUCAGGCCCCAAGCCAGAACAAAGGCGUCAAGAGCGCGGCUUCAGCGCUGAAGGACACUCUAGACGAGCAAAUAUCUUCUCUUUUCGAGACCUCUGCCAUGUCCAUCGGCGUCAAGUCGAUUCACGAGGAUGAGCCCCUCUUCACCUACCACUUCACACCACCCAAUCCCGGAUCGGGUGCCCAGAAAGUCGGCGACAACACCGUGUACAGAAUCGGCAGUGUCUCCAAGUUGUUCACUGUGCUCGCUGCACUCCAAAAUCCAGACAUCGACAUGAACGCUUCAGUGCUGAAGUACCUGCCUCAGCUGAACGAGACAGGUGUAGAUGAUCUGAUUUUCUCUUUGGACUGGGCAGAAAUCACCGUUGCUAGUCUAGCCGGGCAUCUCUCAGGCGUCGGUGCUGAUUUGGCCCAGGAUCUUGGUCUUGUCGGUUCCGAGGUAUGGGUAAAGAUGGGCCUCCCCGAGUUCGCUGCGAAGAAUGGCCCAAAUUGCUCUGGUCUCCCUGGAACGACGGCCUGCACCAAGGAAGAUCUUCUCGACCAGGUCAACCGCCGCCCUCCCGUUUACUCGCCCUAUACGACGCCCGUCUACUCCAACAUUGGCAUCGCCAUGCUGGGUCUCGUUGUCGAAGCCGCGAGCAACAAGACUUUCGACGAGGUUGUCACCCGCGACAUCUUGGACGUCGUGGGCAUGCAGCACUCCUCCACCGGCGAGGCUCCUUCUGCCAAGGAUAUCUUUAUCCCCGAGGGUGAGAGCAUCUGGAACUCUUCCACCGGGGUUUUCAGCUCGGCUGGUGGAAUGUACUCGUCCCUGGGCGACUUGCAGGCUUUCGGAGAGGCCAUCCUCACCAACAAGCUCCUCUCUCCCAUGGAGACUCGCAGGUGGAUGAAGCCGGCUUCUUCUACUGCUUCGUGGGGCUACAUGAUUGGGCACCCGUGGGAGAUCCUGCGCAGUGACAAUAUUACUUCUGACGGCCGCCUGAUUGACGUCUACACCAAGAGCGGCGAUAUCGGACUGUACAGCGCUCUGACCGGCCUCGUCCCGGACUACGACCUCGUCGUCACCGUCAUGAUGGCGGGCGCCGAGGCUACAUCCGACCCCUUCAGUGCCAUCGCCUUUAGCGCCGUCAUCCAGAACCUGCUGCCAGCGAUCGAGGCCGCGGGCCGGGAGCAGGCCAAGGCGUCGUACGUGGGCAAGUACACGGAGCAGUCAACCAACUCCAGCAUCACCAUUACGAUGGACGGCGGCCCCGGGCUGGUCAUUUCCGAAUGGACGGUGCACGGAUACAACGUGCUCAAGAACAUUGGCGGUUACUCUUGGGCCACGUUGGAGACGGGCAAGGUCAACAGCUCGCCUCCCGUGUCGGCUCGCGUGUACCCGACCAACCUGCGGAACAAAAACCAGGUUGCAUGGCGGGCCGUCUUCGACUUUACAAACUCGACGGCGAACGCGGCGCUCGACAGCCAGCUUUUCUUCAAGAACGGCAGCUGCCAUACGUGGUUCUCGCAGGACCGGCAGACGUACGACUUCCUCAGCCUGGACGAGUUCGUCUUCGCGCAGAGCGAGGGCGAGGCCAAGACGGUCCAGAGCCCGGCCUUCAACGUCACGUUGACCAAGGUACACCCCGCCCCGGAGAAGAAGACGAGUGCGGCCAGCGUGGCAGCGGGUGCACCUGGUGCCCUGGACGUCGCGCUGGUGGCUUCGUUGGUGUUGGUGAGCUUGUUCUAAGACGAUGCAGG